Messenger RNA from Paraglomus occultum, 297 nucleotides. The record is from the annotation of a GenBank genome assembly. Lineage: Eukaryota; Fungi; Glomeromycota; Glomeromycetes; Paraglomerales; Paraglomeraceae.
AUGAAAUUCCAAUCAAUCUUUGUAUUCUUGAUUGCCAGUUUGGUUGCUGGAUCUUAUGCUCAAACACCGUGUGAACUAAUUGUCAAAGGGAAAUUUACCCAUACAAUUAGCGGGCAAUCUGGCUGCUUUGGAACUGAUCCUAUGGAUCCUAUUAGUAUGGCUAGUGCAUCCAAAAACGUUGUUUACAAAUUUUACACCGGCACUAACUGCAAUGGUCUUAUUUUCACUGGCGCUGAUGUCAACACUUUUACUCCCCCGUUGCAAACCAAGUCUGCCAGAUUAAUUUGCCCUUCAUAA